Molecule: messenger RNA, 3439 nt
Organism: Pecten maximus
Lineage: Eukaryota; Metazoa; Mollusca; Bivalvia; Pectinida; Pectinidae
Exons: 8
Coding region: 392-2161 (589 amino acids)
Source: RefSeq, a predicted model, not a curated record
AUAUUUUUGUAUGGAUUAAGUACAUACAUGUAUAUUGUUUUGUUAUUCAAAUAUAUUGUAUGUAUUAUGUUAAACAAAAAUUCAAAAUUCGAAUAUGUGCAAUCAUCAGAUAAAAUCACAUGGUCUGGACUAGUAAACAAGCCGGGAGCCAAUACCAACAGCUUCAAAAUGAACACGUGACUACAUUUGGCACUGUCAUUGUGGUAGUGUGUAUAUAUGUAUUUUUAUAUAGGUAUUAUAUAUAACUUCCUUGUUUGGGUAUUCUCGGAACUCGCGCUCACACAUUAACGGACCACUUGGAGUGUUCGUAGCCAAGAUAUACAAGUGUAUGGCGUCCAUACAGCGUACAGGUGCAUUCAUAACAACAUAAACGCUAACCAUUAACUUCAGAAUGGAGAGGUAUAAUCGCCAUAAUGAUAGAGGUUCUCCUCCGUCCGUGUACCCUGGACAUGCACGGCCGUACACCUCACCAGAGGACAAAGGCCGUACCCGUCUUGAAAGACCUGCAUCCGGCUCUAAAUCAACCCGACCUGGACGUAACCGAAAGCCAGACGAUGAUUAUAGGCAGGAUAAGGGGCCAUCAACUUCAUCGGCGAGCAAUAGCGAGCUCAGUGAUCUGCGGAAGCUUCUUCAUGUCGCCUCCGAACUACAGAAGAUAGACUUAGAAGCAGCUUUACAUAUUUACCAAGGGCUAAUGAGAGAGACUAAAAAUGACCAGCAAAUGAAAUCAGAGGAAACGUACCUCAAACAACUAGCUUCUGGGACUGAUCCGGAUGUCACGACAGGUCUGGAGAAACAGAUGGAUGCUAUACUAAACGAGAAUGAGAAAUUGAAACAAGAAAAAGGUGCUUUUUUGAACAUAUGCAACGAGAUGAAGGAAGCGAUGGAAAGUAUGAAGACGGAAAGCAAACAACGUGCAUCAGAUUUAAAGAGGAAAGAAGAAGAAUUAAAGAAGCUGAAGGAAGAGAAAGAUUCCCUUAAUACAGAGAAAAAUGAGGCAUUGACCAGAUUGAGUAAGGAGUUGGGGAUGAAACUGACUGACAACAACCCGGCGAUCGCUGACCUGAGUGACCCCAACAGAGCAAUGAAGAUUGGUGAGAAGUACAGCGAGCUGUAUGACAACGAGUGGACUGACGCCCUGGAUAUUCUGUGUGCUGAUGGUUCUAACGAAGAAAGUAACGUGAGAAAAUUGUUGGAUGUUUUUAAGAAAUGUUAUGAACUGUGUGUUGAGGUGUCAGAAAAACAGAUGGCUUCGUUACAAAUGGUUUUACUUAACCCGGGAACUCCUGCAAACUACUACAGUAAACAAGCUUGGAGUGAAGAGAGCGGCCCAUUGAUAGCCAAAACAUCAUACAAACAGCUGAAAGACAUUCGGAAAGUGGUUUCGCAGUCAGCUGUUGAUAAUAUCUAUAAGGAGCAUGCACAUACAAAGAUUGGAUGGAUUGAAAAAGAUAUUCCUACUUUCGUCAAAAAAUGUAUUGAAGUGUGUUGGCUGAUGUGCGUCUUAGACCCUCCUGUUGUUAUAGGAAGUGACGCAGUUGUCGGCAGUACAUUUGAUACCAAUGUGUAUAAGAAUUACACCAACUCCGGAACAACCACAUCCUACACAGUUUGGCUACCUUUGUUCCUAUACAAAGGUGGUCCACUGUUAAUAAAAGGGGUUGUGCAACCGAUUAAAGAAAGAAAGGCAAGAAAGCGCACCGAAGAAACAAAGCCGAAGAAACCAGUCGUAGCCACACGACUACAAAACCGCUUUGAAGAAACCGAUCGUUCUACAUAUAGUCGUACAGGUACAGCCACGAAAUCCACCAUAUCGUACGAAAAACCGAAACUUGAUAGAAAGGGGACGACAGCGCCAAGCGAGAAACACAACAACAGUUCUUAUGCCAAGAGAAACUACGAAGAACAUCGCGUUACAAAUGAACUGGAAAAUAGAGCUUCUCCAGUCAGUGUUUCGAUUCAAAGUAACUACAGAAGCCAUCAGGAUACUUACAGGGUACCAACAACAACAAACUAUCACCAGGAUGUUGUAAACAGUCAUUUUAGACCAUAUCAAUUCGAGUACAACGGGAAGUAUUAUGUUCAUUACAAUGGAUCGGAAUAUCCUUUAAAUGAAUAUCUGAGAAUAUAUGGAACAACCAGAGGGGUGUCUGAUCUUUAGUUGCGACGUUGACUAAUACAAAACCACUUUUGGUCGCAAAAAAAUGUUAGUUACAUUUUCAUCGUUUAUUUAAUAUAUGGCUUGUAUAUCAGGAUCUAAUAAGAUUUAAUAUAGAUAUAAUUAAGAUUUAUUGUGAUUUUUAUCCAGUCCAGUACAGUUACCUUGUCAUUAUAAAUUUCAACUGCCCUGUGUUGUUAAAUAGUCAGCCUAUUAAACAUGUAUUGGAUAGUAAAUACCACCCUCCUAAAUAUGUCUACAUAUUAACUGGACUGUUGCGAGGAGGUUAACCCCAUAAAAAACCCAUAACAAAUCCUAAAUAUGCUACGGUAAAUAAACUGUCGGCAAAUCUAUUAAAACAAACUUCAUUAUUCCUUGUUAAACAAUCGUUCCAUUUUACUCUAUACAUCCUUAAAUGAACAAUUAAGUAAUGUCUUUCACGUUAUUUUCAUGGAAUUGUACUCCGAUAAUCAUUAUGAAGUAGUUAUGGUGAAUUUUUGACUAAUUUUUUAAUGUAUUGCUGUUAUACGAUUUUGACAUCAAGGUGCAUAUUUAUUAAAAAUAUAUAUAAUUAAUGAAUAUGAUAUGUAGUUGUGUUUCCCAGGUGAAAUCCACACGAUAAAUACACUCAUAAAUAUCAUCAUUAUAUAAGAAAACAUUCAUUGAUUUUUCGCCGAUUUUUAAUCUCAGCAGAACAUAACAACUAGAUAAAAUAGUGUUCUGAAUUUAAAUAAGGUUCACAACGACUACCCAUGUCCUCUAAAUUCCUGGUGUUUCGCUCAUGUACAACUUAUGCGAGAGUGCGCUUAUAAAGAACUUCCUUGUACAAUGAAAGUGGGGUGACUGUUGCUUGCAAUAGUUAUGUUAGUUGGUUUGUUUUUAAAUAGUUUAGGAAUGGGAAGAUUUCUUUAAAAUCUGACUUUCGUUUUUAGAAUGGAAAGAUUUCUUUAAAAUCUGACUUUCGUAUUUGAAGAUAUAUUACAUGUAUAAAUGCAAUUACAUUGAAACCGACCAUAUUAAUUUUUAAAAAGUAUCUCAACCAUUGAAACAGAGAAAGCAAAGGAAUUGACUACAUCUGGCAACAUAAUGCUUUCUAUGUCCAUACUAUCAAUAGUCAUCAGGAGUAAAAACUCCACAACUUUUAAUGUUAUAUAUAUUUUUGAUAUCUUUAAACAUCACAUAUCUAUCAUGUUCGUUAGCUAAAUGUUUACGUAUUGUUUGUUGAUGUUUCAUUUCGUUUUAUUUUUAGGCGUUUCUUUCAUAAUAAAAUAUAUAACCGCA